Molecule: messenger RNA, 1106 nt
Organism: Panicum virgatum (switchgrass)
Lineage: Eukaryota; Viridiplantae; Streptophyta; Magnoliopsida; Poales; Poaceae
Exons: 2
Coding region: 237-575 (112 amino acids)
Source: RefSeq, a predicted model, not a curated record
CAACCGCGAACUGCCCGCGGCAAACGUCAAACAAACAAAAUUUACAGCAGCGGCGGCGAAUCUUUUCAAGCCCGGCGGCGCGCGAGAUCCACGCGGCGGCACGGCAGGCAGGCGGAGGCGCGCCCCGCCCGCCUUCGUGCCGUGCGCGCCUCCCCUUCCCUUCCCCGCUCCCCGCGCACGCCGAGGCCAAGAAUUGGGGGCUCGUUUCUGAUUUUGGGGGGUCUCGGGUUCAAUUCAUGACGGUGCGGCCGGGGUGGGUGGUGUGGGUGGCGCGCGGGUCGGCGGCGGCGUGGCAGCGGGUGGCGUGCAACCCGGAGACGCUCCCGCCCGACCGCGUCCUCGCGCUGAUCUGCUGCGCGCCGCUCCACCUCCUCGCGCGCCUCGCCGCCUUCCUCUGCAUCCCCUUCCUCCCCGGGCCAGCCCGCGGCACCCUCCGGCCCCGCCGCAGCCGUCGGGUCUUCCUCGUCCUCCAGCCUCCGGAGCUUGCGCCGCACCCCUUCACCUACUCGUCCAACUCCUCCUCGUUCUCGUCUUCGGAGGACGAGGAUGACGACAUCAACGAACACGCCGAUUGAGGUUGCUUGAGGAUAAGGCUUAGGAUGUGAGAAUUUUGGGGCUUUAGAUUUCACAAGUGAAGAAUUCACACUCAGAUGCGAUACUGGAUGCUGAACCGCUCGCCCUUCUGUCAAUUGGUGUUCUGGACUUAAUUCUGAGGUUAUUCAUUGUUAACAAGUCCAUACUAAGCCAGAAGCUUUGCAAAAAGGAUACCACCGGUUUAAGAUGUGAUUAUUGAUUGUUCAAUUGUAUUUGUAUUUAUUGAAGUCAUCACGAAGUAGUGGCAUGAUGUAGCUCAUAUGUGUUGAUGUGCCUGAAAGUUGAAGUGCAAUUCCAUGUUUGUGAACUGAUGACAGCCGUCGUCCAUAAGGUGGUCUCCCUGUUGCGAUUGGAUGGGUGGCACACCAGGAGCACAAAUGUUCCUUUUGAGUGUAUCUUUCAUCUUGUCAUUUUCAGUGUUUCUUUCUUCAAGGAUGGCCAUUUUCAGUUGCUGGAGUCCUUUUUUCAUGUGAAACAGAUUGCAUCUUCGACUGUUAUUUGGCAUUCGUGAU